UUAUGAGAAACUGAGGGAGAUAGGUUAUGCAGGUCCCUUUUCUCUCUCCCUCCUUCUGUCACUCUCACUCAGUGCUGAGUGAGAAACACCACCUCCCUGCCUGACUCCUCAUAUCACUGUGGGCUUCUAAGCUGCAUGAAAACAUCUGUAACUACAAAAGACAAGGAGUGAAGAAAGGCAACAGAAGAAAGAAGAAGCACAUAACCCAAUUUGCUAAACUGAAGAGGCACCACACAGGGAUUUUCUUAGUACCUCUAGUUUGCACAGGUUGACCUGCACAGAUAUGGAUAUCUUCAUGGAGAAGGAUUUCAGUGUUACCAGUAACAUCAGCCUCAAAAUAGGACAAGGAAGACUAGAAGACAGCCAAGGACUCAACCACAGCGACCCCUUGGACACGUUUAUCGGCAUGGAGGUUCUUCAGCGCUUCAAGCCUCUCUUUCUGCCUCUCUACUGCCUCGUAGUGGCCGUGGCAGGUGUUGGAAACUCGUUUCUGCUGGCCUGCAUUCUGGCUGACAAGAAACUCCACAAUGCCACCAACUUUUUCAUCGGUAAUUUAGCAGCUGGUGACCUUCUGAUGUGUCUGAGUUGCGUGCCAUUGACUGUGUCUUACGCCUUUGACAGCCAUGGCUGGGCUUUUGGAAGACCUCUCUGUCACUUGGUGCCCUUGUUGCAGUGUGCCACAGUGUUUGCAUCAGUGCUCUCACUCACUGCCAUUGCCGUGGACCGCUAUGUUGUUGUAGCUCACCCAGUGCGGAGGAGGAUCUCUGUGUGGGGCUGUGGUGCAGUGACUCUGGGCAUCUGGCUUUUGUCUUUGGCCUUGGCUGCUCCUCCGUCUUACUACACUCGCUACCUGGACCUGCGACCCAGCCACAUCGAUCUGGUCGUGUGUGAAGAAUUCUGGCCAAACAGUGGCAAUCUGCGGCUGCUCUACUCCUGCUUUAUUCUCAUAACCUCCUACAUGAUCCCACUGCUGUCGGUCAGUGUAUCCUACUGCGCCAUCACCGUCAGCCUAAAACGGUACUCCAUCCCUGGGGAGCCAUCCAGCAGUCAGCAGCGCUGGAGCCAAAGGAGGAAGAAGACCUUCUCUCUGCUGGUGGCCUCAGUGCUGGCCUUUGCACUGUGUUGGCUUCCUCUCCAGGUGCUGAACCUGUUGCUGGACCUGGACCCAGAUUUCCACAUUAUCGGAAAGCGCUACAUAAAUGUCAUACAAGUCUGCUGUCAUUUAGUGGCAAUGAGCUCUGCAUGUUACAAUCCCUUCAUCUAUGCCUCACUGCACAGCAAGGUGCGCCUGCACUUGAAGGGGUACUUCUGUCCUUGCCACCACCGUCAGAGGGGAAUGGCGGAGAGAGCGCCAUCUAGGAGCUGAUCUUGUGAUGCAGCUGCUCUAACAGCUGUCAACAUACAGAGUCUGUCUUUACCUGCAAGCUAACACCUACACCACAACACCAAUGUGUAUGUCUGAGGUGUGUCGGAAGAUACAAUAGAGCUGCUUAACAUUCAUAGAGACCAGAUUUCUCUCCACUUUUCCAGCAUUUUAUGACGUCAAGACAUUUCCUCUCGUACAUUAUCGCUGGAGGCAGCACUAAAUAAGGCCACUUCCAACAAACAGGCGAAGCAGCAGAUCUAGUCCAGAAUGUGUAAUGUUUAGAAUGAUGAUGAGGAAAGAAGAUUAAGCUAUCCAAUGUGAUCCCUGUGUUGUUCUUGGACAGCAGAACUGCUGGCAGAGACACUAAGCAGAUCCUGCAGCUUUAAAAAAUGGCCAGCAGGGACCUAAACAGACCCUUAGGCUGAGGAGCUCUGUAGCAGACUUAUGCUGGAGGCUGAAAGCAGCUGCCGUGGUUAUGCUGGCCAGGUUAUCCUUAAAAUGUAAACACUUGACUUCAGGGAGCUGACCGAACGGUGAACUCUUCUCAUCAGACAUGGAUUACAGACCAGAGAGGUGAUGAAGAAAAAAAAUGUGCUUGUUUUAUUUUGUCACUGAUACUGAAUCUCUGUUUCAAAAUCCUAUUCUUAAUAUCAGUUAUUCCUCUCUUGCAUUACAUCUGACAAAUAUCAUAUAAUUAUGUUAAAAUGCAGAUUUCCUGUUCUAUUUAGUGUUAUUAUAGACGACUUAGUCUUCAUGAAUUAAUGUUGUUUGUGCACAUAGAAAUUUAUGUUUGUGUUUGUGUACUGCAUGCAUAGUGUAUAACAGAAGUAAGUACACCUGUGUGCAAUAUCACUGAAAUAUCAAAUGUGUUAAGGUUUGCAUCACCUUACAGUCAUUGCAUUAAAUUGAAGUAUACAGAAGGGUAUUUGCUCUCCUUGAAAAUGAAAAACUAACUAUUUAGAUUUACUAUUUUGAAAAUACAGGAGCUACGGUAGGACCUCAAUGCAACAAAUGCCAGUACAUUACUUAGAAUCAGAUCUUUUCAUUUUUUAGUAUUUUAUAUAUUCAUAUUCAUGUCCUCUGCCAUUCUUACAAGACUAUUUUAAGCUGGUCUUUACUAGAGGGGUUGUUUAGCUUUACAUUUAUCUUCCCUAAAGGUGUCAUAUUCGAUUAAAGUCAGACCACAUAUUUUGUCAAGUCAUAGUGUUUGCUUUGUUUUUUCUUCUAUAUCAUUUGACUUAUUAUCAUGUGUGAACGUUUGUCUUCUGCCAGUGGGGACUGGAAGUCACCCAUACUACACACCCAGUAUUUUGGUGAAUCCACAGGCACUCAUUGUGUCAUCUCUAAAUGUAAUUUCCCCAACACCUUUUGCACUCAUGCAGUCCUUUAUCUUCCUACAUCUACCUCUGUGCUUCACUGCAAGGACUACGCAUUAAUUGUGUUCCUGGCCAGGUUAAUGCCAAAUAUGCUUGAACCACAUGAACCCAACAAAUUCAUUUUGGUCUCAUCUGACCAAAGAAUGUGCUCUGAAUGAUCAUCAGGCUCAUUUUCAUGCAUUUUUGCAAAGUUUACUGUUGUAGUUUAGUGCCGUAGAGCCGGCAACUGAUUUUUUCUUGGACAUUGCCCACAAAUGCUGACUUCUUGUCUGAGCUGUCACAGAAACUCUGAUUUCUAUUAAUAACCCCUGCUCUAAGUCUGAUGCACUUUCCCAUCUGUUUUUUAGCAUUAGACUGUCUAAGUACCACACUGUCCAUGGCAGCAUUUUAGGGGGGAUGGUAAAAUGGGUCAUUCCAUACCUUCCAAUUACGAAUGCAGCCGUGUUUCAGUUGUUUUUUUUAGUUCAUCACCACUCUUGCUGUAUCAUUUUCCAUCUUUGUAAAAUGCCACAAUCCCGUUUUUCAGUUGCUCUGGAAAUUCUUUUAGCACAUGGAGCCAUGAUGCAGACAUGCAGAUAGAUACAACCCAUAGGUCCAAAACUGAAAGGAUUCUGGUGUUCACAGGUCAUUUUCUAACAAUGUUCAUGCAGUUAGGCUUUGGUUGCCCUCAGUUUCUACUGUAUUUUUAAUAUAGUCUUUCUGAAGUAUUUAUUUUUGAUUAUUAAUAAGAGGAAAUACUGUACUUGUCAAAUUAGAAACAAUAAAGCUGUUAAGAGGUGAUUUCAUUUUAAAUCAUAGGCAUUUAAAUGACAUUCCCCAGUGGUGUACUCACUUCUGUUGUAUACUGUUAUUUGCACAGUUUGUGGGGACGUGGCUUGAAAAAAAUCAAUAUGCGCAAUCACGGUAGUUGAAAUGUGACGUUUAUACAGAAUGACACCUUCUAACCUGUCUGUAAAAUGCAAUCAAUACCAAAUUCAUAAAGGUGUUACUUGGCUGACAAUACAAGUGUUCUGGCUGUGUCAGAAAAACAAGGCUGACACAGUAAUCAACUUAAUAUUCAGAACACGAACAAGAAAGUCACCCACAAACGUCACUGUGCUGAUGCUGAGUGUCCAUCAAGUAUGAAUAAGGCUUUCGAAGUCUGGGUAUCCAGUCAAUUUUUGUAUAUGCCGUCCGACUCACCAGAGAACUUGCUAAUGUGAUCUAAAUUACAUGUAUGCAGCAUUAAUUCUAUCCACUUAGUUAUUUAGGGUGCUGCAGUUAUCGUUAUUAUUGCUGCUUGAGAUUUUUAAAAAGUGUAUUUUUCAACUGUUAAGAUUGAAGGUUUAACAAUUCAUUAAACACAGCAAAUGUUUCAUGGUGCAGGCGUAUUGUCAAUCAACCAACCCAGUCAGCCCAUUCAAAAUUGCCAAAACACCAUUAGUUCGGUCAGCCUACUGGCAAGAGCAAAAAUGCCCAGAGCAGUUUUAGUCCAAACAAAUAAUCCCCAGCUCCCCAGUCAAUGCUGCCGAUGUCAACUGUCGUCUAUUAGCAAUAACAUUAUUUUGCUGUUUGUUGCUUGGCAGCCAGGUUGCCGUGGCUUUUGUCUCUAAGUGAACCUUGAGACUGUAUUCACUCUGCUGAAAUUGAUUUUUUAUCCUGAUGCUCUUUCUAAAAGAGUUUGGUUGUUUAGUUUAAUUUUGCUCUGUAGAAAGGAGAAACGCUGUUUUAGAAGUGAAUUUUACCUCCUUCCUCCAAUGCCCUUCAGCUGCACACAACAACCAGUUGCAGAUCAGGUACGAUUGAUCAGUAAAGUGUCUGAGUGCAAUUGCCGCCCCUCCCAACUCCCUGUUGAUCAGUGUUCACAAUAAUGGUCCACCUGAAUACGCUUACAUCAUCAUCCAUGUGACACUUGUGUAAGCUACACAAGAUGCAAGUCUUCUUAUAUGUUAGGAAAAAGUGGCAGUGGAGUAGUAUUGAUGUUAUAUUUUCAACAGUGCUACAUUUUAUGAUUUUGAUACAGCUAUAUUUCACAUAUCACCCAAGAAUGCCUGAUCUGGACCUCAGUCUGCCUCUUCCAAAUCAGGAACAGAUUGUUGUACUCUGCUGUAAUAAGGCUCUCAAAGUACUGACGUUUGAUGCAGUCAUACUUAAGUACAGCACAGACUACCAUGUGUGGAAGCACCUGUUAUCAAUCCACAGUUAAAGCCUCCGCAAAAUGGUUUUAAGUCUUCAAUAUUCUCAUAUUACAUUAUGCAUAAAUGUCUAAAUAAACAACAUCAGAAGCUAAACACUCUCAAGUAUUAUUUAUCAAAAGCUAACUGCUUCAAUAAUCAGUUAAUUGUCUUAAUGAGGACUCUGUGGGUGUGACUUGAUCUGAUUUGGUGACAUAAGGAAGCAUGUAGCCAACAUUUUUUUAUUCUGUUUACAAGUUUACACAUCUCUUUCAUGGUCUUUCAGUAGUGAUCUUUUGGCUAUGCGCUCUUUGGGGAAGUGGAUUUCUUUGUUGCAGUAUUAAGAGUUACCAAUGGAACAAUCAAGUAGUGUCAUAUCCAGAUUUCCUACUGACAUGGCAUAAAACAUAAAUUACACAGUUUUCAUUACUUAGGUGUGACUGUUUUCAUUACAAUAGCACAUUGGAGUUGUAGGAGUGAUCAUUGUUAAAAAAAAAAAAGGAAUUGACAACCAAAAAAAGCAGUUUUGUCAUUAUAUAGAGCGACUCAGUGAAAACAUUAAAUCAUUUUUUGAGGUUUGCACAUCAGUACAGUAAGUACUCUGCUGUAGUAUAAUUAUUGCACUCUGGGUGUAAAAGUCCAAUAUUUAUGGUUUUAUCACAGAUGGCAGUGGCAAGUAAAUUAUGCUUCUAUACUGAGUUGUCAGAUAUCUUGCUGUACAAACCUUUAAAUGUAGAGUGCAUUUGGACAGCAUAACUAUGUUAGAUACUAAUAGGGAUGAACAUGACAUUUCAUUCUUUGGAGCUCCAGUGUUGGCAGCUCUGAAGAUUUUUCACAGUCUCUUCAGUUGUUUGGAUAAGUUCUACAUCAGUUCACUGACUUCGAAUUACACUAUUAUAAUCUGUGCCGGUGAUAAGCAAACUUUGGCGUUUUGACAUACACAAAGGUGGGCGGAUUUUUGCUAAGACUUUACUGUAUAAACAAAGUAAGCCCUUUAGAGUGGAAAUUAAGACCUGAUUUAAUGAUCUUUGUUUAUAGGGUGUGACAAGUUGCACGCUUGUCACACCCUACUUGUCUCACCGUUGUGAAGUAUUGCAGAAGUUACAUUUUCUAAACUUUGAAAAUUUUAUUAAGUUUUGUAACCUAAAAUUAUUGUAUAAAUGUUUGCAUAAUCAAGCCCCUGAGGUCCUUGGACAGCUUACAGUUCCACUCAGAGCACUGGGCUCCGUUACACGAGGAGCCGCCACUGGGAACAUAAAAGUGCCUUAUAGAAAAACAGCACUGGGGAAGUCAGCCUUUUCAAUAAAGACUGCUACAAUGUGGAACUCGUUACCACCUGAGCUAAAAAGGGACCUAGAUCUAGCAGCUUUUAAAAAUGAACUGAAGUCUGUUUUAAAAAGGGAUCAAGUCUGUACCCAUUUUCAGUACUGUUGUACAGUGUUUGUGUUAUGUCAGAUUGUAAUGUAAUGUAAUGUAAUUUUGUACUGUAAAAGCCCAUCUAGGGACGGACAUUGCAAAUUAACCUUGGCUAUAAAUGUUUUUUUUUGGUGUGCUACUUGUUUAUUGUACACACUUGUCCCUAUCAAAUAAACGAAUAAAUAAAUAAAGUUGUGACAGUGAAGACAUUAGAGUGAUUAGGUGUUACAUAAAAAAGAGAAUUAUCCAAAUAAUAACCACCAUGACUGAAGAUUAAGUGUUGCUGAUACAGUGCAGAAUGCUUACUAACACAGAAUUAUAAAUAUGCUUUUUUUGUAAAGUGGCGUAGAGCAAUGGGUAGUAUAGAGUAUUGUUUAUUUGACUUUUUUCUUUACUUGUGUUUAAGUCACCCAAUGAGAAAAACAAAGAUGUCAGAUUGUUGCUUUGUCUGAUGUGGUUUGACUCAUGUGGUCGCAUAUUGCACAUACACGUGUGUGCAAACACAACGCUGCUGAGAAAACCACAUGUUAUGCAACAUUUACUCAGCUGUAGAAAAUGCCUUUCAGCUCUUGUAAGUUCUUGUCUGUGAAUUAAAAAUGUGGUAACAUA
Messenger RNA from Acanthochromis polyacanthus (spiny chromis), 6920 nucleotides. RefSeq names its product 7 transmembrane receptor domain-containing protein. The transcript has 4 exons. The record is from RefSeq and is a predicted model, not a curated record. Gene Ontology annotation, biological process: G protein-coupled receptor signaling pathway. Bases 284 to 1366 code for a protein of 360 amino acids. Gene Ontology annotation, molecular function: neuropeptide Y receptor activity; neuropeptide binding. Gene Ontology annotation, cellular component: neuron projection; plasma membrane. NCBI's taxonomy places the organism in Eukaryota, Metazoa, Chordata, Actinopteri, Pomacentridae.